Molecule: messenger RNA, 1289 nt
Organism: Python bivittatus (Burmese python)
Lineage: Eukaryota; Metazoa; Chordata; Lepidosauria; Squamata; Pythonidae
Source: RefSeq, a predicted model, not a curated record
AGAAAGGCGGGCGCCAUUCCUGCUCCCCCGUGAAAGGCUGGGCCAUUCUCAGUGAAUUCUUUCUCUGGACUUUCCUAGGUGGAAACGCAGGGAUCGGGAAAGCCACCGCAGUGGACCUGGCCCGCAGAGGAGCCCGGGUCAUUCUGGCAUGCCGCAACAAAGCAAAAGGAGAAUCAGCUGUGCACGACAUCAGACGGGAAAGUGGGAACAAUGAGGUUGUCUUCAUGAUCUUGGACCUGGCCAACCUGGACUCCGUGCGAGCUUUUGCAGAGACGUUCUUGAGAUCCGAGCCCCGUCUGGACAUUCUCAUCAACAAUGCAGGUGUCACUGACAAUAGUAAAACUGAGGAUGGCUUCAACCAAGCAUUCCAGGUCAACCACUUAGCUCACUUCCUCCUGACCCACCUUCUCUUGGACCGGCUGAAGCGCUGUGCCCCUAGCCGGAUCAUAGUAGUGUCCUCUGAAUCGCAUCAGAUAGGGAAGAUAGACUUUCAGAACAUCCACAAGCCGACCGAGGGGAAAUGGAAGGCAUUUAAAUCAUACUCUAACAGCAAAUUAGCCAAUAUUCUGCAUGUCCGAGAGUUGGCCAACCGGCUGGAAGGAUCCAACGUUACCUCCUAUGCAGUUCAUCCAGGAUUCAUUAAGACCAACAUCGUUUGCUCCUUUAUGGGGUGGUUCCAGGUGUCAUUCCUGUUCCUCAAGCCCUUCCUGCAAGACUGUAACGAAGGAGCUCAGACCACGAUCUACUGUGCCACUGAGGAAGGCAUUGAAAUGCUCAGCGGGCGGUAUUUUGCAAGAUGCCAACAGAAGGAGCCCUGGCCGCAGGCCCGCGAUGACGUCUUGGCCAAGAAGCUCUGGGAAUUCAGCGAGAGGCUGCUGGGACUAACUGCUUAGACGGGGCUCAUCUCCAGGGAGGAGCGCAGGGGGCCUUGGCGGUAACUGAAAGAGGGCUUCAGAUUAAACUAUGAGAUCAAACUGAAGGGAAUCAGAAAACCACCUAGGGGUUGUGGUGUAUCCGAUACAAGCGUUUAAUUCCUGAGAAGUUUAAAAGCUGGAAACCGUCUAAGAGUUUGUUGUUGUGAGCUGCCCAGAGUUGUGUUUUAAGAUGGGCGGCCAUACAAAUCUUUUAAAUAAACAAACGCCAUCAAGCUCUUGGUCUCUCUUUUCUCCACCCCUGGCCAUUUUUCUGGACUUUCAAUGAUCUGUAUGAAAAGGGCCCCUCCUUCCUAUUCCCAGGCUGGGACCAGGAAAAGGGGUGGAAAGAGAAUUUCCAAAAAUAGCAUCCUUUUC